AGAUCAGCCGAUGAUCAGAUGACUGAAAGGGAGAAACUAUUUAAAACUCUACAUGACACGCUUGGCGCAAGUUAAUACAUUUCUCCAGCGGCGCUUUCAGAGGCGCGCACCAAAACGCAGCGCCGGCUCCGCAGCUCUUUGUUACCGCUGGAUCUAAACCCUCUCGUCCACUUACUUACAGUAUUCACCAGUAACACCGCAAUUCCCUUUGUAUUGUCAAGAGGCGUUUAAUUCAUCCACGCUCGCUGGUGUCUAAGAAAUGAAUCAUAAAGCAUGUUUACUAUGGAUUCUCCUACAUUCUGCCGCUGCGCUCUUUUCGUCGGCUCUUGGGGAAAACGCAGUUCUCAAAGAUGCAGACAGUGGAAUGGAUGAACUGCCAACAGAGAGCAACGCUCCCAAAGGCUUGGUCAAGUACAACAUGAGGAAGGGUUUAGAUCUGGACCAAGAAGGCUGCUACCUGCAAACGGGCAAGAAGACGUGUCUGGAGGAGUGCAGCUUCAACGCUACAGCCAAGACCAUCUUCAUCAUCCACGGCUGGACGAUGAGCGGGAUGUUCGAAAGCUGGAUGCACAAGCUGGUUUCGGCCGUGAUGCAGCGUGAACGUGAGGCGAACGUGAUCAUCGUGGACUGGCUGGUAAUGGCUCAGCAGCUCUAUCCCGACGCAGUGAACCACACUCGCGCCAUCGGCCACGACAUCGCCAACAUGCUCAACUGGCUCCAGGACGAGCAGCAGCUGCCGCUCCAGAACGUGCACCUGAUUGGCUACAGCCUGGGCGCUCACGUAGCGGGCUACGCCGGGACAUACGUCCGAGGCACCAUCGGCAGAAUCACUGGCCUGGACCCGGCCGGACCCAUGUUCGAAGGCGUCGAGGACGAGUGGCGCCUCUCCCCAGAUGACGCCGACUUCGUCGACGUUCUGCACACGUACACGCGGGAAGCUCUGGGUGUGAGCAUCGGGAUUCAGCAGCCCAUUGGAGACAUCGACAUCUACCCCAACGGCGGCGACGUGCAGCCCGGCUGUGCGUUCGGCGAGGUCCUGGCGGUCGCCAGCAAUUUCAUGGAGGUGAUGAAGUGCGAGCACGAGCGAGCUGUGCACCUGUUCGUGGACUCGCUGAUGAACAAGGACCACAUGAGCUUCGCCUACCAGUGCACGGGCCCCGACCGCUUCAAGAAGGGCAUCUGCCUCAGCUGCCGCAAAAACCGCUGCAACAACAUCGGCUACAACGCCAGGAAAAUGCGCAAGAGGCGCAACAGCAAGAUGUACCUGAAGACGCGAGCCGUCACUCCCUUUGGAGGUUAUCACUACCAGAUGAAGAUGCAUGUGUUCAACAGGAAACAGUCAGACAAUGCAGAUCCCACCUUCUACGUCCAGUUGUAUGGGGGCCAUAAUGAUACAUCAAACAUAUUUGUUGAUGUCCAGCGGGACAGCGUUGGCCUGAACCUGACCAACACCUUCCUGGUGUUUACUGAGGAGGACAUUGGGGACCUGCUGAAGAUCCGUCUGAGUUGGGAGGGAGACGCUGAAUCUUGGCACUCUUUCUGGAAAAACGUCAAAAAUAACUUGUGGUCUUGGAACUCAACGCCUUCUAAACCUGUCCUCGAAGUUCGGCGAAUUCGCGUGAAAGCUGGAGAAACGCAAAAGAAGUUUACGUUCUGUGCAGAGGACUCCUCAAAAACUGAAAUCUCACCAGGGGAGUCCAUAACUUUUGUCAAAUGUCGUGACGGUUGGGAAGUAAAGCCAAGAAAACGGUUGCCCAUGUAACAGCACUUUGAAGAAAACUAAAGAAAGCGGCGCACCGUCACCGCCGGGGCCCAGCGUGGGUCGGUGAGAGCAGCGCCUUCUCUUGGAGCACUUUUUGUUGGAGGAUUGAACAGCGCACAAAGGGAAGGGGCUCCGGGUCUCGGGCUCUGGAGGGUUUCCACUGGACUCGGAGGCAGGGGUUCUGUCGAGGGCCCUGGAAACCGUCCCGCAGGCUGGAAGCAGUGACACGUCGGCGUGUUGAGAUUGCCUUAAGCGUUACAGAACAUCUGUGUGGGAAAGUGAAGUAGACUCUGUGCCAGUGGACGUACACCAGAAGUUGUAGGCACUGUACUGUAUUUUAAAAUCUUUAUUUAUAACAUAUGGAAGCACUGCAAGACCAACGUUUAUUUAUCGGAACGCAUCCCUUGAAGUGUAGGUUGAAUGACAUUUCUCCUGGAGUGUGUGUGAUUGUGUGUGUGGUUGUGUAGGUUAAAUGGGUCUUUGUGCUGAGAGAUUACUGAAACGCUGCAGCUGAUGGUUCUUAAUGUCAUUGUGUGCAGAGUGUUAGUGUACAUGGUUCAUAUUGGGGUGUGUCUAUGUACAUAUUGUAAAUAAGCUUUUGGACAAAUAAAUUCACCUGUUAUUUGUAAUAA
This is a messenger RNA of Betta splendens (Siamese fighting fish), 2394 nucleotides long. RefSeq names its product lipase, endothelial (gene lipg). The transcript has 10 exons. Gene Ontology annotation, biological process: lipid metabolic process. The coding region runs from base 260 to 1762 and encodes 500 amino acids. Gene Ontology annotation, molecular function: protein binding; lipoprotein lipase activity. The record is from RefSeq and is a predicted model, not a curated record. NCBI's taxonomy places the organism in Eukaryota, Metazoa, Chordata, Actinopteri, Anabantiformes, Osphronemidae.